AAAGUCGAAAUUUUGAAAAACCUCGAUCAUCCGAAUAUUGUGCGUUGCAUCGAAACCUUUGACUAUCGAGAUCGCAUGUUUAUUGCGUUGGAACUGUGUAAUGGCGGUGACUUAUACACUCGCGAUCCGUACACAGAAAAACAAGCUCAGGAAAUUGUGCAAAGUCUCUUUGGAGCCAUUGCUUACAUUCACUCUCGCGGCAUCGUACACCGAGAUCUCAAAUUCGAGAAUGUCAUGUUUGUCAGCAUUCGUUCCUCGGAAGUUAAAUUGAUUGACUUUGGACUGAGUCAAAAGUUUGCUGCGAACGAGCAUUUGCACGAUGCAGUUGGUACAGUUUACACCAUGGCACCCGAGUUGCUCGCUGGAGACUACGAUGCGAAGGCCGACGUCUGGUCCCUCGGUGUCAUUGCCUUUAUGCUCUUGUCCAGCGCCAUGCCAUUUUAUGGGAAGACUCGGGACCGUGUCAUUCGUAAGAUCGUGCGCGGCAAGUACGACUUUAAAAGUCGACGAUGGAAGCAAGUGUCUGAGGAUGCCAAAAUGUUCGUUACCGGUUUGUUGCAAGUAGACAUUGCAACUCGGCCCACGGCUUCGGAUGUUUUACAGGACCAGAACAGCUGGCUACAACGAAAUUUUGACGUAAAUGGUCACGCGCCCGAAGUAGACAUGAUGGACAGCGUGCAAGCAGCAAUUGAGGCUUUUGCGGAUUACGGCAAGCUAAAAAAGCUAGCCUUGAUGGUGAUUGCGUACAAAUCCACCGAAGAAGAAAUUGGUUUUCUGCGUAAAGUGUUCAAAAAGUUUGACGUUUCGCAAAACGGUGAAAUUUCAUUAUCCGAGUUCUCCGCUGCGCUGAGGCGGCACUACGACUACACCGAUAGUGAGAUCUUUGCAAUGUUUCGAGGCAUAGACGUAGACGGGACGGGCAGUGUGCAUUACAUUGAAUUCUUGGGCGCUACAUUGCUUGCGCAUGGUAGUAUGGACGAAUCUCGUAUUGCCGAGGCGUAUGAUCGUAUCGACUGCGACGAUACGGGCUACAUAACAGUUGCCAAUUUACGAGAGUUUUUAGGAAACGAUGUCCCGACGAGGUACUUGGAAGAAAUUAUCGAGGAAGCGGACAUUACUCACGAUCACCGUAUCUCGUACGACGAGUUUUUGGCACUC
Messenger RNA from Phaeodactylum tricornutum CCAP 1055/1, 1158 nucleotides. RefSeq lists its product with no specific name. Gene Ontology annotation, cellular component: cytoplasm; nucleus. The record is from RefSeq and is a predicted model, not a curated record. Gene Ontology annotation, biological process: protein autophosphorylation; intracellular signal transduction; peptidyl-serine phosphorylation. NCBI's taxonomy places the organism in Eukaryota, Bacillariophyta, Bacillariophyceae, Surirellales, Neidiaceae. The annotation marks the transcript as partial. The transcript is spliced from 2 exons. Gene Ontology annotation, molecular function: calcium-dependent protein serine/threonine kinase activity; calmodulin binding; calcium ion binding.